CAUUCAUUGGAAUGUAUAUUCACCCCUUUAUUUUUCUGAGUAUUAUUAAUAUCAAACAGCAAGGAGUGUGAGAGUGGAUGCUGAAAACCAGGGAGAGUUCAAAGACGGCUGACAAGAGGAUCUGUGGUCCAGAAAACAAGAGCUGCGACAGAUCAAGCCAAGAUCAGAGAAAAGGCAGUAUAACAAUUUGAUUGGGGCCCAUCGCCAUCUACAGAGUGAAGUGUCAGGUAAAAAAGGGAUCUUUAGUCUUAACAGCCACAGCGCAGCUCUACGGACACUUCUCCCGCCUCCCCUCACUCCACGCCGGGCACGCCCCUCAGGAGAGCUCCCGGCUUCCGCCGGGCCUCCGGGCAAGGCCUACCCGCGCCUCCCCGCGGCGGUUACAGGCCGAAGCGGGAAAGCGGCCGGCGGCAGUGCGGUGAGGCCCCGGCAGAAGGAUGAGUAAGUUUUCAUUCCGAAAAGCUCAAGAUGUCCAGUAGGCAGUAAAAGUGAGGACUGGAAUUGCAAGGAUGUUUUGCAGGAAGUGAUAUCCCCAGCAUUCAGUAAGAACCGGUGAGGCAUCUUCUAAAACCUGAUGACCUUCCAUUCUCUUGUAUAAGACCUGUGGCACAGAAAAAGAAACAUUAACUUUUUGAGGCUCAUGUAGGUGACAAACCUAGAAGAACGAUCUCGGGUUGUGUAGUUGCCUGAAAUACAUACUGCUGACUGGAACAGACUGCUCUUCAUUUUUCUGAACUAUGCCAAGAAAAAGAAAGCUGUUGGCUCAAUUAAGUGCACUCCAAAGCAACUCCAGCUUCCCUCCUUUUGAUGCCUUGGAGAACCUGAAUGCUAUGCCUGAUGGGGAUUCUUCUCCAAAAAGCAGCAAAUAUUUUGUGACAGAGAAAAAAAUUUCUUCCCGGCUAGAAGCAGAUUUUUUCAACCAGCCCUGUAUUAGUCUGGCCAAGUCCUUUCUGGGACAGAUUUUAGUUCGCAGACUUCCUGAUGGCAGAGAACUCUGGGGGAGGAUUGUUGAAACAGAAGCCUAUCUGGGUGGGGAAGAUGAAGCUUCCCACUCAAAAGGUGGGAAGCAAACUCAACGGAACGCAGCAAUGUUCAUGAAACCGGGAACUUUGUACGUGUAUCAGAUCUAUGGGAUUUAUUUCUGCGUGAAUGUUUCCAGCCAAGGGGAAGGGGCCGCAGUCUUGCUUCGCUCUUUGGAGCCUCUUCGGGGUUUAGAAGCGAUGAGAGAGCUGCGCGAUGCUUCAAGGAAAGGACCCACAAAGCCACUGAAGGACUGGCAGCUGUGUAACGGGCCCUCCAAGCUCUGCCAAGCAUUUGGGAUUGAUAAGGCUUUUGACCAAAGGGACCUGACUCAAGAUGCAGCCAUCUGGAUGGUGCCUGGACAUGACCUGCCAGGGGAGCAGGACAUGGUAGCCACAACAAGGAUUGGCAUUGGCAGCAGGGGAGAGUGGGCAGAGAAACCUCUCAGGUUUUAUUUACGAGGAAACAAAUUUGUGAGCGUUGUAGACAAGAAAACAGAGAGAGAGAUGGCAGCAAUGGGACACUUGCAGCUGACUUGAGCUGUGCUCUGUACGACAGCCCCAAGCUACAUCAGACACAGUGACCUGGAGGUUUUUAACAAUAAAUGUACUUUAUUGCGAUGCA
Molecule: messenger RNA, 1644 nt
Organism: Grus americana (Whooping crane)
Lineage: Eukaryota; Metazoa; Chordata; Aves; Gruiformes; Gruidae
Gene: MPG
Product: N-methylpurine DNA glycosylase
Exons: 7
Coding region: 738-1559 (273 amino acids)
Biological process (GO): base-excision repair
Molecular function (GO): alkylbase DNA N-glycosylase activity; DNA binding
Source: RefSeq, a predicted model, not a curated record